AUGGCUGACUCCAACGACAACAAACAAGGCAUUUCCGACAACAAACCAAAAGAAAUAAUGGUUGAAAUCGGUGGCAAGCAAGUUCCAUUGUCAAGGAUCAGUAAACCGCACGCCGUUGUCCUUCCCAAUUCAGAAAAUUUCCCUGAUUUGGAAAAGUCUUCUAAACAAAAGGAAGACGUAAAGGCAUUCGGCCAAGCGGUGCAAGAUCCCGGUAAGCAAAAGCAACAAUUCGAUGCUGCUUCUUUCCCUGAUGUUGAGCCAGAAGCUAAGAAGAGAGAGGAGGAGUUGGAGAAAGCUCGCGCAAAGAAGAAUGAUUGA
This is a messenger RNA of Lodderomyces theae, 318 nucleotides long. It is a transcript of the gene ASR3, whose product is annotated as Asr3p. The record is from RefSeq and is a predicted model, not a curated record. Bases 1 to 318 code for a protein of 105 amino acids. The transcript has a single exon. Lineage: Eukaryota; Fungi; Ascomycota; Pichiomycetes; Serinales; Debaryomycetaceae.